Molecule: messenger RNA, 5278 nt
Organism: Ilex paraguariensis (yerba mate)
Lineage: Eukaryota; Viridiplantae; Streptophyta; Magnoliopsida; Aquifoliales; Aquifoliaceae
Source: the annotation of a GenBank genome assembly
GUGAUUUAGUCUACCAAGUCACGGUACAAUGUCCCAGAUCAAAAAUCAAGUGAGUCGGUCUGCCAAUACACCACAGAGAGGGAUAUGGGUGUCUCAGCCGAAAGCCAAAGACGAAGACGGGAAGCAAUCUGCACAAGGUCGUUGGCGACUGUCGAUCGAGUCAUCCAAACCCGAAGAUAGCACUGUUGGAUGCAGUGAUCCGAAAAGCUGUGUGGGGAUCAUCGGAUUGUGAAGGGUAUGAUUUAGCCUGGUUCCAGUGUGUUCUCUGUAUAGCAGUUGAUAAUCCCGGGUCACUUGUGGUCUGACUUCUGUGAGAAUAGAGUAACUUCAGGAUGGGGCGGCUAAAGCUGCAAUCUGGAAUCAAGGCCAUUGAAGAAGAACCUGAAGAUUGUGAGUCAGCAAAUUCUCCUCAAUUCGCUAUUGGAUGUAUGAUUAAUUCAGAAAUAGGUGCUGUAUUGGCUGUCAUGAGGAGGAAUGUGAGGUGGGGUGGUCGCUAUAUGUCGGGUGAUGAUCAGCUGGAGCACUCUCUCAUUCAAUCUUUGAAGGCAUUACGGAGGCAAAUAUUUUCAUGGCAGCAUCAGUGGCAUUCCAUGAAUCCAACCGUGUAUCUACAGCCGUUUUUGGAUGUGAUUCGAUCUGAUGAAACUGGGGCACCGAUCACAGGUGUUGCUUUGUCAUCUGUUUACAAGAUUUUGACUCUUGAUGUGCUUGAUCUGAACACAGUAAAUGUUGAAGAUGCUAUGCACUUGGUAGUUGAUGCCGUGACUAGCUGCAGAUUCGAGGUGACUGAUCCUGCAUCAGAAGAAGUGGUCCUGAUGAAGAUACUUCAGGUUCUUCUGGCUUGCUUGAAAAGUAAAGCAUCUGUUAUGUUGAGUAAUCAGCAUGUUUGCACCAUUGUAAACACAUGUUUCCGUGUAGUACAUCAAGCAGGAACAAAAGGUGAGCUGUUGCAGCGUAUAGCUCGCCACACAAUGCAUGAACUUGUUAGGUGUAUUUUUUCACACCUUCAAGAUGUGGACAACACAGAAUGUUCGUUGGUUACAAGAGGCAGUUCUAUCAAACAGGAUGUUGGUGGGAUGGAUAAUAAUUACAGUCUUGGGACUAAAUCCUUAGAGAACGGCAAUGGUACUUCAGAAUAUGAUGGCCAACCAUCUUCUGUGAGUUUCAGUUCUAAUGCUGCCGGUGGUCUGGUUACAGCUGUGAUGGAUGAAAAUAUACUCGCUUCAGGUAAUGGGAAGGAUGCUAUCUCAUAUGAUAUGCAAUUGAUGACAGAGCCUUAUGGGGUCCCCUGCAUGGUGGAGAUAUUUCACUUCUUGUGUUCAUUAUUGAAUGUUGUUGAACAUAUGGGAAUGGGUCCCAGAUCAAAUACUAUAGCUUUUGAUGAAGAUGUGCCUCUUUUUGCCUUGGGUUUGAUCAAUUCAGCAAUUGAAUUGGGUGGCCCUUCUAUACGGCGUCACCCUAGGCUGUUGAGUUUGGUACAGGAUGAACUAUUCCGUAAUCUGAUGCAAUUUGGCUUGUCAAUGAGCCCACUAAUUCUUUCAAUGGUUUGUAGUGUUGUUCUCAGUCUAUAUCAUCAUUUGCGUUCUGAACUCAAACUACAGCUUGAAGCUUUCUUUUCCUGUGUGAUUUUGAGGCUUGCACAAGGCCGUUAUGGGGCUUCAUACCAGCAGCAGGAGGUUGCCAUGGAGGCUCUUGUUGAUUUUUGCAGGCAGAAGGCAUUUAUGGUGGAGAUGUAUGCUAACUUAGAUUGCGACAUUACUUGCAGCAAUGUGUUUGAAGAUCUGGCCAAUUUAUUGUCAAAAAGUGCAUUUCCUGUAAACUGCCCUUUGUCUGCGAUGCACAUUCUUGCUUUGGAUGGUCUGAUUGCUGUAAUUCAGGGAAUGGCUGAGAGGAUCAGCAAUGGAUCAGUUAGUUUGGAACACGGCCCCGUAACCCUUGAGGAGUAUACCCCAUUUUGGAUGGUGAAGUGUGACAACUACAGUGAUCCUGAUCAUUGGGUACCAUUUGUCCGGCGGAGGAAAUACAUUAAAAGGAGACUGAUGAUUGGUGCUGAUCACUUUAAUCGGGAUCCCAAGAAAGGGCUUGAGUUUCUUCAAGGAACGCAUCUCUUGCCCGACAAACUUGAUCCCCAGAGCGUGGCUUGCUUUUUCAGGUAUACUGCUGGGUUAGAUAAGAAUCUUGUUGGGGAUUUCCUAGGCAAUCAUGAUGAGUUUUGUGUUCAGGUUCUUCAUGAAUUUGCCGGGACAUUUGAUUUCCAAGACAUGAACCUGGAUACUGCAUUGCGGCUAUUUCUGGAAACUUUCCGAUUGCCUGGAGAAUCACAAAAGAUACAAAGGGUUCUAGAGGCAUUCUCAGAGAGAUAUUAUGAACAAUCACCGCAGAUUCUAGCUAACAAGGAUGCGGCUCUCUUGUUGUCCUAUUCACUAAUAAUGCUCAACACAGAUCAGCACAAUGUACAAGUUAAGAAAAAGAUGACAGAGGAGGAUUUUAUCCGGAAUAAUCGGCACAUCAAUGGGGGUAAUGAUCUUCCUCGAGAGUUCUUGUCAGAAUUGUACCAUGCAAUCUGCAAGAAUGAGAUACGCACAACCCCAGAACAAGGUUCUGGUUUCCCUGAAAUGACACCAAGCCGUUGGAUUGAUUUAAUGCACAAGUCCAAUAAAACUGCCCCAUUCAUUGUGUCAGAUUCCAGAGCCCAUCUGGACCGAGAUAUGUUUGCUAUAAUGUCAGGCCCAACAAUUGCGGCUAUUUCUGUGGUAUUUGAUCAUGCAGAACUUGAAGAUGUAUACCAAACAUGUAUUGAUGGAUUCUUAGCUGUUGCAAAGAUUUCUGCAUGCCACCAUCUCGAAGAUGUUCUGGAUGACUUGGUGGUGUCUCUAUGCAAGUUCACAACCCUCGUGACCCCGUCUUCUGGCGAGGAACCUGUUUUAGCCUUUGGUGAUAACACAAAAGCUAGGAUGGCAACUGUAACAGUUUUUACCAUUGCAAAUAGGUAUGGUGAUUUCAUCCGUGCUGGUUGGAGGAAUAUCCUGGAUUGCAUCUUAAAAUUGCACAAGCUUGGUCUUCUACCUGCUCGUGUAGCCAGUGAUGCAGCUGAUGAUUCAGAAAUCUCUUCUGAACCUGGACAUGGGAAGCCUCUAACAAAUUCUUUAUCUUCAGCUCACAUGGCACCCAUGGGUACUCCAAGGAGAUCUUCUGGACUGAUGGGCCGGUUCAGUCAGCUCUUAUCUCUCGACACAGAGGAGCCAAGGUUGCAACCUACUGAACAGCAACUUGCUGCUCAUCAACGCACCCUUCAGACAAUUCAGAAAUGCCACAUUGACAGUAUUUUCACAGAGAGUAAGUUUCUGCAAGCCGAUUCUUUAUUACAGCUUGCACGGGCACUCAUUUGGGCUGCCGGGCGACCUCAAAAGGGAAAUAGUUCUCCUGAGGAUGAAGACACUGCAGUUUUCUGCUUAGAGUUGCUGAUUGCAAUUACCCUGAACAACAGGGAUAGAAUUGGGCUACUCUGGCAGGGUGUUUACGAGCACAUAUCCAACAUUGUUCAGUCAACUGUGAUGCCCUGUGCCCUGGUUGAGAAAGCUGUUUUUGGAUUACUACGGAUUUGCCAACGGCUACUUCCCUAUAAAGAGAACCUUGCUGAUGAACUGCUGAGGUCACUGCAACUUGUUCUGAAGCUUGAUGCUCGUGUGGCUGAUGCAUACUGUGAACAAAUCACACAGGAAGUCAGUCGUCUGGUGAAAGCAAACGCCACACACAUCCGGUCCCAAAUGGGAUGGCGUACAAUCACAUCUCUACUCUCCAUCACAGCUCGUCACCCAGAAGCUUCUGAAGCAGGAUUCGAUGCACUGUUGUUUAUCAUGUCUGAAGGAGCCUACUUAAUGCCAGCCAAUUAUGUCCUCUGUGUUGAUGCAGCAAGGCAGUUUGCUGAGUCACGUGUUGGACAGGCAGACCGAUCUGUGCGUGCACUGGAUCUCAUGGCGGGUUCUGUUGCUUGUUUAGCAAGAUGGGCGCAAGAAGCUAAGGAAGCUAUGGGGGAGGCAGAGGCCGUAAAAACAUGCCAGGAUAUAGGGGAAAUGUGGUUGAGGCUUGUGCAGGGACUGAGAAAAGUUUGCUUGGAUCAAAGAGAAGAAGUUAGGAACCAUGCUCUCUUGUCAUUGCAAAUGUGCUUGACGGGAGUAGAUGGGGUCCACCUUCCUCAUGGACUAUGGUUGCAGUGUUUUGAUUUAGUCAUAUUCACGGUGCUUGAUGACUUGCUUGAAAUUGCACAGGGGCACUCCCAAAAAGACUACCGCAACAUGGAAGGGACACUUGUCCUUGCAUUGAAGCUCCUUUCAAAAGUGUUUUUACAGUUGCUUCACGAGCUCUUGCAAUUAACAACCUUCUGCAAACUAUGGCUGGGUGUUCUUAGCCGGAUGGAAAAGUAUUUGAAAGUGAAAGUCAGAGGGAAGAGAAGCGAGAAGCUUCAGGAACUAGUCCCGGAGCUUCUUAAGAACACCUUGCUUGUUAUGAAGACAAAGGGGGUGUUGGUGCAGAGGACUGCUCUGGGCGGAGAUAGCUUGUGGGAACUGACGUGGUUACAUGUGAAUAACAUCGCGCCAUCUCUGCAAUCUGGAGUGUUCCCAGAUCAAGAAUCCAUGCAGUCACUGCCUAAUCAAGGUGAAACAGGGGAAAGUCUCGUGUCCAAUGGAAACAAUUCUGCUCCAAAUGAACAGUGACUCCAGAAAGUGCCUGUGCUCGACCAAGGAGCUAAUGGACUGUAUGGGUAUUUUGUGGCUUGAAUUAGGCUUCUUAAUCCAUGGUUUUUACCUGGUUUGAUUGUGAAGAUGGUGGUGUUCAUGUUAGAUCGUAGUUUUAUUAUAAGUUUGUUGAAUUUCACAGUAUAGGCUGAUCAAGAUCCUCCAAACAGCAUUAUGGUUGGAUCUGCAAGGUAUAAUUUGGCACCAAGGAACAUAUAGGUUGAGGUUUUUUGCUGUUCAAGACUAGAUGUCAAGUGAUCUUCUAUCCCUGGUGCCCUUUUUUUAUAUCCUCAGUGAAAGUUUGUCCACUGUAUUUUCUAGAUUAACCACAUAUUUGUGGGUGAAUCUUACAUUGUGCCCUCAAAUUCAAAAUAUCUGACCUUGAGCCUUGAAUGUAUUGACAAGGUGGAAAAUGUACCCUGAAUCACAGAGGGAAGCUGUUUUGCUGUCAAUGUGCCCCUCAACGUGUGUUACAUGAAUUGCUAAACACACCAAAAUAGCACCCCAAAUCUAGCCAUUGGGACAACCGGCUCUUCUUAUCC